CCCAUGUGAGCAGCUCUUCAAGAUCUCGUCAUAGAGCUUCAACCAAUCAGCGCGCAGAUCAACAGAACCUGCCACCCAAUCAGCGCUCACAUCAACAGGAACCGCAACAAUGGAGGCGAGCAUGAAGCCCGUGGGUGUAUGACAGCAUGUCAACGGCAAAUCAAGCGCAAAUCCCCCAAAAUCAUAAUGCACGCUUUCUGAACGGACAAUUAACUGUUACACGUGUGAAAUCGACAGAAUGGCUUCGUGGUCGGAGAAAAUGCUCCAACUCCUGCGUCGAAUGAAUAACUUUCAUCUACCAGGUUCUAGUUUAGAGAGCUGUCUACGUUUUGAGGUGGCUGGAGAACAGGUUGGAUGGAUUUCCCCAAAAGUAGCAUCAAUUCUUGGUCGUUUUCCUGCUGUCUUCAGACCAUAUGGGAGCGCUAUAACCUUCUGCUCCGGACUUGACACUUUUGAGAGCAGAUCAGUGGCUGUGGAUGAGGUCUUGCAGGAGCUGAGGAGAGAGGCAUCAUUCACCUGUCUCAUAGGCUGGAGAGAUGAGGAUGAAUUCUAUUUUCAGCAAUAUGCUGUGAUGCCCAGGUAUUGCGACCCUCCAUUGAUGUAUAUGGAGAGAGCAGCUACAAGUCUGUUUGGAGUGAAACGGUACGGCGUCCAUGUCAAUGGCUACACUCGGGAUUCAAGUGGCAACCUUAAUAUGUGGCUAGCACGACGAUCUCUGACCAAACAGACGUAUCCAGGAAGACUGGACAACAUGGCGGCUGGAGGACUGGCAGCAGGCUGUAGUGUAAGGCAUACCAUGGUAAAAGAGUGUGAAGAGGAGGCCUGCAUCCCUCCAGGCCUGGCAGAGCAAGCGCGUCCUGUGGGAACUGUGAGCUACACCUACGAAGAUGAGGAAGGAAUAUUUCCUGAGUGUCAGUUUGUUUUUGAUUUAGAGCUGCCUCUCAAUUUUCAGCCUCACAUUGGAGACGGAGAAGUGCAAGCGUUUUACUACUAUCCAAUAGAGAAUGUGAAAGAUCUCCUGGUCAGUGAGGAGUUUAAGCCGAACUGUGCCAUGGUGGUUCUGGACUUCCUCAUCAGACAUGCCAUCAUUGAGCCAGACUCAGAGCCCUAUUAUCACGAAUUUGUGGCUGGAUUGCACAGAUCACUGUAAAAACUGACUGAUGGUGUUAAAGCCUGUGUUAACCUGCAACAGUUUGGUAUUUUUGUUAUCUACCUCCGCUUUUAACUCCUAGCAUUGUCAGCAUGUGUACUUGUUUACUAAAGACCACAUCUAGCUGGUGAAGACAUUUUACGGUAUUUUACGCAAACAUAACCCGGAGAAGAGACAGAAUAAAGACCCAAGCAAAGUUACCCUAUAAGAAUUUAUUUUUUCAAUACAUUUCAAAUGAGUCUGUGGAAAUCCAAAGAUGCACUGGUAUACAAAAGAUAAUUGAUGCAUCAAAGGCUCUUUUUUUCUUUUCUUACAAUGAAAUGCAGAAUCCCUUCUAAGAAAUUACUUGCAUUUAAUAAUAUGGCAUUAAACAGCUCUCUCAAAAUCACAUUUUGGCUACUUUUGUCCUUCUUUGUUUCUUUUAAAACUUUAAAUUCUAAGAUACUAGAAUUUGUAAAAUACGCAAAAAUGAUAUAGUAUAAGCCAGUAGAAUUUCACAAAAAAAGAAAAAACAUACAGUACAGAAGAAAAAUAGGGGAAUAUUAAACAAAAAAGGGAGAGAAAAUGGAGUUAUGUUACUGUCACCUUUUACAAAACUUAUAUAUAUAUUGCCAAAAUUGAACAGUGUCUGACAGUCAACAUACAAAGCUGUGGUUAUGCUUUGAGCUCCACAAAGGCUGAUUAACCCAAAGUCUUUCUUUUUUUAAUUACAAUACAUGAGCAAGCACAUAAAAUACUCACAAAAAAGCUGAAUUAGUAUGAUCAUUGCUUAAUGCAUCUUACUUUGAAUUUUAUAGGCAAAUGGCAAAAAAAAAAAAAAGAUAUAUUUAAAUCUUAUUGGAAUAAAGAAUUGUAAGGCUACCACUAUUUCAGCUAUUUUAAACCAGUGACUAAACCGCCAAUUUUGCAACAGGACAGGAGAGCACCGAGGAACCGGUUGUGUUAACCAACAGUGUUAGCAUGUUAAUGUAGGAAAAAAAGAUCAUUAAACAUAAAAUCGUAGUACGAAGGACAUGCAUGAAUCUUUUACAUAAGAUGGCACUGGGUUCCUGGGAGGUUUAUAAAGGGGUUCACGGGAGUAUUACGUUGUGUGGCCAAUGUCUUGAUCCAAAAAAACAACUCCCUGCUCGACA
This is a messenger RNA of Sinocyclocheilus anshuiensis, 2283 nucleotides long. RefSeq names its product thiamin pyrophosphokinase 2 (gene tpk2). NCBI's taxonomy places the organism in Eukaryota, Metazoa, Chordata, Actinopteri, Cypriniformes, Cyprinidae. The transcript has 8 exons. Gene Ontology annotation, molecular function: 8-oxo-dGDP phosphatase activity. The record is from RefSeq and is a predicted model, not a curated record. The coding region runs from base 239 to 1150 and encodes 303 amino acids.